Messenger RNA from Dracunculus medinensis (Guinea worm), 1767 nucleotides. Lineage: Eukaryota; Metazoa; Nematoda; Chromadorea; Rhabditida; Dracunculidae. The record is from the annotation of a GenBank genome assembly.
AUGUCAAAGCAUAGCACUGAUAGCGAUUAUGAAAUUGCGUAUCGCUCAACGAUUCAACCGAGAACAGCGGUACGUACACAAAGCCGUCAAUCUGGUACUUAUGCAACCGGAACUGUCGGUGGUGGUGGAGGACGAGUGCUCAAGAUGGUGACGGAGAUGGGGUCAGCCUCAAUCGGUGGCAUUAGUCCAGCUUUAAGUGCGAAUGCUGCAAAAUCGUUUUUAGAAGCUACAGAUAAAGAAAAAAAGGAGAUGCAAGGUUUGAAUGAUCGUCUCGGAAAUUAUAUCGAUCGAGUUAAAAAGCUGGAGGAACAGAAUCGCAAACUAGUCGCUGAUCUCGAUGAACUUCGUGGUAGAUGGGGCAAAGAUACUAGUGAAAUUAAAAUACAAUAUUCGGAUUCGUUGCGAGAUGCUCGUAAGGAGAUUGAUGAUGGCGCUCGCCGGAAGGCAGAAAUCGAUGUCCGUGUUGCAAGACUCCGUGAUGAUCUUGCUGAGAUCAGAAACCGAUAUGAAGAUGUACAACAUCGGCGUGAAAAUGAUCGCGAGAAGAUAAAUCAAUGGCAACAUGCGAUUGAUGAUGCACAGAGCGAAUUAGAAAUGCUUAGAGCUCGUUGGCGUCAACUUACUGAAGAAGAAAAGCGUCUUAAUGGCGAUAAUGCCAGAAUUUGGGAAGAGCUUCAAAAAGCGAGAAAUGAUCUCGAUGAAGAAACUCUUGGGCGUAUAGAUUUUCAAAAUCAAGUACAAACUCUAAUGGAAGAAUUAGAAUUCUUGCGUCGUGUUCAUGAACAAGAAGUCAAAGAGCUGCAGGCACUACUAGCUCAAGCGCCUGCAGACACUCGUGAAUUCUUUAAAAAUGAGCUUGCUCUUGCUAUUAGAGAUAUCAAAGAUGAAUAUGAUUACAUUGCUAAACAAGGCAAACAAGAUAUGGAAAGCUGGUAUAAACUCAAGGUGUCAGAAGUACAAGGUUCAGCGAAUCGCGCCAAUAUGGAAGCCAGCUAUCAACGAGAAGAAGUUAAACGUAUGCGCGACAAUAUUGGUGAUCUUCGUGGAAAACUAGGCGAUCUUGAGGCCAAAAAUGCUUUGCUGGAGAAAGAAGUCCAAAACCUUAAUUAUCAGCUUAAUGAUGACCAAAGACAGUACGAAGCGGCGCUCAAUGAUCGGGAUGCUACAUUACGUAGAAUGCGUGAAGAAUGUCAAACAUUGGUUGCAGAACUUCAAGCUUUGCUUGAUACAAAACAGAUGUUGGAUGCCGAAAUUGCGAUUUAUAGAAAAAUGCUUGAGGGAGAAGAAAGCAGAGUUGGCUUGCGUCAAAUGGUUGAACAGGUCGUCAAAACUCAUUCGCUCCAACAGCAAGAAGAUACGGAUUCAACUCGUAGUGUUCGUGGUGAAGUUUCAACGAAGACUACCUUCCAACGCUCUGCAAAAGGCAAUGUAACAAUCUCAGAAUGUGAUCCAAAUGGAAAAUUCAUAAUGCUUGAAAAUACACAUAGAAGCAAGGAUGAAAAUCUUGGUGAGCAUAAGCUGAAGCGAAAACUGGAUAAUCGUCGUGAAAUAGUUUAUACAAUUCCGCUAAAUACUGUUCUAAAAGCUGGUCGCACAAUGAAGAUUUACGCAAGAGAUCAAGGCGGUAUUCACAAUCCUCCUGAAUCGUUAAUCUUCGAUGGCGAAAAUACUUGGGGCGUUGGUGCAAACGUGGUGACAUCGCUAAUUAAUAAAGAUGGAGAUGAACGUGCUACGCAUACACAAAAAACGAUACAAACUGGGCAAUAA